Messenger RNA from Pyricularia oryzae 70-15, 642 nucleotides. RefSeq lists its product as uncharacterized. NCBI's taxonomy places the organism in Eukaryota, Fungi, Ascomycota, Sordariomycetes, Magnaporthales, Pyriculariaceae. The transcript is spliced from 2 exons. The record is from RefSeq and is a predicted model, not a curated record. The coding region runs from base 1 to 642 and encodes 213 amino acids.
AUGCUUCCCUGGACCGGGUCGCCUCUGAGCUUUAUCGACACGCCGGGCUCGGGAGCUUACGUGCGAGAAGACGGUCGAGUUUUGCGAGAAGACGUGUGGCGCCUACGACACCAGAACUGGCGCGCCGAACCAGACGGGCUCGUGUUUCGGAACUUUCCCCUCUGCCCCUGGCCACCCUUUGGAUCGAUUCACGUCAACGAGCUCGAGCUCGCGGUGCGGUCGUCCACGGCUUGCGAAAGACACCGCCGGGUGUACGUAAGAUGGACAUGGCGGUUCGGGGACAAAACGGUCACGGAGGAGACUCAAAAACAGCAGAAAAAACACCACACUACCGCGUCGGACAGCCAAGGUCCGGACUCGCCUCCCCGGAAGCCUACCGACGACCUACGUGAUACGCUGGAGUACUUUGGAAGCAGCGAAGCGUCUAAAAGUGCUGUACGAGACAUAUUUAGAUGGUCUAUGGACGAGCUCGAGCCCUCCGGAAAGGAGGUGUAUUCCCAUGGUUGGGUCGAGUUAAUUCCACCCGAUGAGGAGAGUGAUUUCGAGGACGGCGCCAGUGGUGGUUCCGAAAAGGACGUGGACUUUACAGACCCCAGUCAUCAGGGGAGGAUUGAGCAGUGGAUAAAUACAUUGGACAGAUAG